Messenger RNA from Phragmites australis (common reed), 1166 nucleotides. RefSeq lists its product as uncharacterized. The transcript has 5 exons. NCBI's taxonomy places the organism in Eukaryota, Viridiplantae, Streptophyta, Magnoliopsida, Poales, Poaceae. The record is from RefSeq and is a predicted model, not a curated record. The coding region runs from base 96 to 848 and encodes 250 amino acids.
UCAGGCCAUACCAGUCGAAGACGGAAAAGUUGUGCGCCUUACCAACCCUGCUUUGCUGCUUGCUCGCUCGCUCGCCGCCAGCAACGCCAACCCCGAUGCUCGCGUCCACCGCCGCCUCCCUCCCGCCGCCCCUCCGCCGCUCCCCGCGCGGCGCCUUCCCCCUGAGCUCCUCCCAUGGGGGUAGCGGUGGGGCGAAGCCUCUCCUCCCUAGGCCCAGGCGGCGGACGUUAGCCUGCCGCGCGGAGCUGCAGCAGGACGCGCCGUUCGCGGCCGCCAUCGGCGCCUGCGUACUCGCCUCGCUCACGCUCCCCCCUCCCAGAGCCCGCGGAGAGGCCGGGGAAGAGGAGGAGGAGGAAGGGGAGUUUGGCGCGACGGAUACGAGGAUGGCCGUGAUGGGGAUCAUCUCCUUCCUGCCUUACUUCAACUGGCUGAGCUGGGUCUUUGCGUGGUUGGAUAGCGGGAGACGGCGGUAUCUGGUCUACGCGGCCGUCUACUUGGCUCCUUACUUGAGAACAAACUUGUCACUAUCGCCAGAAGAUAGCUGGUUACCUAUUGCUAGCAUCUUUAUCGGCAUUUUACAUAUUCAGUUAGAAGCUGGCAUCAGGAGUGGUGAUAUUGAGAGCUUCAAGUUCGUCGAGAGAGCUUGGAAGCUCAUCUUCCCUAGUGCUGCCAAAGAAAAGGAUGCCCGCCAUGGAAACAAGAGAGAUUCAAUCGGAACGGGCCACAGACACAACAGGAGAAUACCAUCAGCGCAUGAAUCUAGAGAAAGGCUUCGCAAUUCAGAUAUCUUCAAGAGGAAGCUUGAUGAGCCCAUCGACGAGAAGCAAAAUAAGUCAGAUUGGGAUUGAGAAGGACAGGGCUCCUCUGCCUACGUUUUCCUGAAUCGCCGAAAAUGGCCUAGGGAGAUUGGAGAUGCAUGCAUCUCUAGGAAGCCAUGCAGCUUCAUGAGAGACUGAAGUGGACCUGUAGCAGCAUGCUGUUUCAAAUCGGCUCUACAUCGUUACAUUUCCCUGUUGUGAUUUAGACCUUAGGUGUGUAGCUAAGUUCCGAGGUAGUGCACAAACAAGUUGUCAACCAGGCUAAUGGGACGCAUGGUGAUUUCAAGUUUCUGGAGCUCUGUAGUCUACUCGAUGCCUGAAUAGAAGUUCCUUGUUUUCUAGUCGUUC